Messenger RNA from Achroia grisella, 3306 nucleotides. RefSeq lists its product as uncharacterized. Gene Ontology annotation, molecular function: ATP binding; transmembrane receptor protein tyrosine kinase activity. Gene Ontology annotation, biological process: multicellular organism development; protein phosphorylation; cell surface receptor protein tyrosine kinase signaling pathway. The coding region runs from base 1 to 3252 and encodes 1083 amino acids. Lineage: Eukaryota; Metazoa; Arthropoda; Insecta; Lepidoptera; Pyralidae. Gene Ontology annotation, cellular component: signaling receptor complex. The record is from RefSeq and is a predicted model, not a curated record. The transcript has 6 exons.
AUGAAGGAGGGUGCGGGGGCGGCGUGCGCGGGCCCGGCGCGGGUGUCGGUGUACGGGCGGCCGCGGGAGGUGUCCGUGUGGUGGUCGGGGGCGGGCGGGCGCGCCGCCGCCGCGCUGCUGCUGGCCGCCGCCGCCCACGGCCUGCGCUACUCCGGGCUGCGGCUGCGGCGCGCGCACGCCUCCUCCUGCGAUUUCAUCCGCCAGCUGCCCCACAACUGCAAGGACCACAACGACGAGUACGACGACAUUGCACUGGUACCAUCGCUGCCACAAUGCCAUGAGAUUGACGUUUGCGGCGACGAGGCGGGUGCGUCGCGACUGAGCGCGGUGGGCGCGGGGGCGGCGCCGGCCACACUGCGACUCUACUCGUAUCUCACACGACGCGCCCGCAAACUACCAAUUUGCACAGACGCACUUCACUGGACUUUCUUUGAAAAUAUAAAUGCGGUUGAACUCUGUUCUUUUGAAACCACAGGAAAUCAUACGUCACAGAAACGUGCCAUCGUAUUUACACCAGAGGAGUUGGUCGCAGGCGCUCAACAGCUAAUCGAAACCGCAUCGCAUCUAACGAUUAAAUCUUUACGAUCAGAUGCAGAAUCACGUCAGUCGUUAUUAAAACUAUUACGUGAGAGUGAUACGUCAUUUCUGUUUUUAGAUUAUGAUAUAUGGACUGGAAUGAAUGGAAUUCACAUCAUUGAACCACCCCUCAUACCAUUGUUUGACCCGGUUUGCACUCUCCGCCUCGCAAACGCUAAGGUACUGAACCAAGUUGCACCGCAGCUAUACGAGACCGUUCUUCACUUCGCGCCCACAGUUAGCGAGCUGCGAACAGUCCUCGAGAUAGAGGCUAAUUAUACCGAUUUCAAUAUUACGGAAGCCGCCUGCUACUGGGCCAUUCAAAAUAAUAUAAGAUUUGAGUCUUGGCUUGAGAAAGCACGAACAUUUAAACCCAAUUAUUGGAUAACGAUAUUCUUGUGCAAAGACGAUGAAGACAUUCAACAAUACAUAGAAGUUGCAAAGCGAGUCGUUAAUGCAACAAGUGGCAAAUUUAAUAAAAUAGAAAUAAAGCUCGAGUUCGUAGAAGAUGUUGAUUGCACAUGUGAAUACGACCUAAAAGAAAGAUUAUCUAAAUACCGAGAGCAAUAUAUAUGGACAGAAAUGGUCGGCGCUUUAGCGACCGGUGCCGGGGCCAAAGGAGCAACAUACCUUUCUGCGGAAAUAGAUACUGCUCUAGUCUUGUAUGAUACCCCAAAUUUAGAAGUUAGCCCAGGAGACAGUACUCGAAUCAUAGGCGGACAUCUCAUGGACUUAAUAAUCGCCAUUGAGCGACUCCUUCUCGCAUGUAAUUUAAAACGUCUUGCUAUACUUUCUGAUGACACACGUCUCGCUUCAGAUUAUGUAGACACACUUCUUGAGAAUAACGUUUUAGCAGUGCGUAAUGUUACACUGAAAACAAAUAUUUCUUUUUCUGAAAUUAGAGAUCUUUUACAAACUAUGCAGAAAUAUAAUGCUCGAAUAUUUUUUGUAAACACAGAUGCAAAAAUUGCAACAUUGAUCUUAUGUGCAGCAAUGAGUCUUGACAUGACACAAGAAACUGGAUAUAUAUGGCUAUUACGGGAGUGGCGGGCGACCAAUUACACAUGUGUCGAUUUAUCUAACCAAUAUAAAGCGAUCAAUCACAUUACAAUAUCAUUCUGGUGGCGUGGAGGUACAAAUUUCUUCAACAACAGCAAUGAGGAGAUGCGCCAAGCAUUGAAUGAAUUGUGGGGGGAUGGAAACGUGUGGCCACAGCUAGCGACACCUUUGGCUGAUGGAUUAAUACUGCUGCUAAAUAGUUUUUAUACUUUCAUUGAAGGAUGCGAUCGAAAUGUUCAAGAUCUCCACGGAGACGGCACUACUAAUUUAUUAUGGACUAGCCUCAAGAAUGGGGUUUAUGGAAUUACGCAAGAACUACAUUCACAGAAGUAUGCGUACGUUAAUCCGAUUAUUUUUGUUGACGAGUGGCAAGGAGCGUUACGUCGCCCAAUAGUCGAGUGGCAAAUUACCGACGGUCAAGAAAAUGGACAUAUGACAUGUCGCUUGGGUUCCAAAUACAUGAUUUCUGAUGGAACUAAACAUUGUCUGACUACGAGUUCUAAUAGAGAAAAAUUUAUGCCACAUUGUCAUGAUACUGCGUGGACCACAGCUAUAAUUACGAUCAUAUUUGGAAUGCUAGCAUUGUACUCUGCAAGAAGAUUAAGAGUAAAAUUACUUAAAGAAAGUAUUCCACAUGCAAUAGGGGCUCGAGAAAAUAUAUUUGCACUCGCGGAGCAUCUCGUUGAUCGCACAGCCUUAGAGUUUCGCCAAGAUCUUGGCUUUGGGCGAUUUGGAAGGGUGCGAUUUGCGAUUCUUCGUGUCCCAAAUCGGCCAACUGUCGUGGUCGCUGCGAAGUCGCUACAUGAAAACUCGGCACCAGCUGAAGAAACCGAAUUUUUACGCGAAGCAUGUACUCUCGCCUCUCUUCGACAUGAAAAUGUGGUACGACUCAUCGGCGUAUGCGCUACGAACGGGCCACCUUUAGUACUUAUGGAACAUGCGUUUUUCGGAGAUUUACUGGGAUACUUACGUGAGCGCCGCCAUCUCAUCGAGCACGUACAUGAGGAAAUUCCCAAAGAAGCGACACACGUGUCCCCUCUUGCUCUUACGCAACUAGCCCGUGAAGCUUCUUCAGCGCUCGCCUACUUAUCGCAGAGACGGCUGGUACACCGCGACGUGCGCGCUUCCAAUUGCCUUAUAGACGCUCGGCGAUCAUUGAAGCUGGCAGACUUCGGAAUGGCCCGAGAGACGACAUGUAGUGAUGGGAUUGCUGAAUAUACAUGUCGACGUCGAGGCUUCUUCCCCGUGCUGUGGAUGGCACCAGAGAGCCUUGACCGGGGAGUUUUCUCCGCUGCGACCGAUGUAUGGGCACUCGGCGUGCUAAUGCUCGAGUUGGUGACACUGGGUGAGCGGCCGUACGGCGCCUGGUCUCCUCUGCGCGUACUGCGCUACGUCAUUGCAGGAGGGAGGCCAUCGCUGCCAUGCGACGCCUCCUUAAAGACGCGCGGAGUGCUCCUCUCGUGCUGGCGACGUGUGCCCGGACAGCGGCCCACGGCGGCCGACAUCGCAGCCUACCUGGAAGUGAACCCGCUUACCCUGUCACCAGCGUUAGAAUCUAUGCCACCAUCCCCAGAGUAUACAGCGACCAACAGAUUCCAUUUUAAACACAGGGAAUAGCAAUUUCGUUAGCAUAAUUGUAAUACUUAUAAUAAAACAAUUAAUAUAUAAAUA